AUGGAAAACCAUUUCCCAGUGGUUGUCACCUGCGCGCGGCUGCAAGAUGGCAAAGAAAUUCCGUGUACACUAAAGGCAUGGUGCUAUGAUCGUGCUGAGCAAGGUGUGCUGUGGGAGCUGCGACGUAUCGUGGAUGCUUGCGGCAAAGGCAACAGCAAGGUUCCGCUACACAAGCUUGUGAAGACAAGCUGGCGUCAAGCGGAGGGCGAGUGGAAAAACGUGUGUGAAACCCUGGGUUUGGAGGAGAAUUGGAUUGUUCCAAGCAAGAGAGCUUUGGGAUCCAAGGACGGUGCUUGGUCUCAAAGUGCAGACGCCGAUCUCGUUCGCGGUGAGUACUCCAUCAAGACACUGCCGAUGCUUUGCCUCCUUCUGCAUUGGGCCACAUCGUCCAGAGCAGGAGCCGUGAAGGAAUGCUGCUGUUUUCUCUUCAGACGGCUUCUAGGAACCGUGCUCCCGACACAGGUGGUGCGGCAAUUGUUGAACCCACUUGCGGACAACAGCUACCAACAAGUGUGUUUGCAGAGGGACGGGCUGAAACCUUGUGCUCACGUGCAGCAGUGCUUGUCGCACGUGGAGUCUGGCCUUGCUGGAGACGAACUGUGGCGUGCUUUCCUACGAGUCUUGACGUCAUGCUACACAUUUUUGGAAGAGUGUCCAGCUUUGAAGCGUGCAUUGGCUGCAAUGCUUCAAUCCACAGCUGCAAAGCUCGACGAAGCACUUCCAGCAGCUGGAAGUCUGGACGUCUUCGAGGGUUUAACCAACGACCCAUCAAAGCACAAACGAAGACGUGUAGAUGAGGAUGUGCGGAAAGAAGCCCAGAAGCGUGCCGCUGAAGACAACCUGACAACAGGUGUGUUUGCGAAAACACACAAAGUUGCCGACAACUCCGUGGCAUGGAAGUGGGACCACCAGGACGGAGGCGUUUAUCUGAAGCAGUGCCACGCGCAUUUUCAAGACAUAGUUCAGAGUGGUGCUUGUGUGACACUUACUGCAGAUGCGAAACGUCUGGGCAAUCCGGCGCAAGACCUGGUGGCUGGUAUUGUCACGAGCUCCAUGGACGCAGUGGCAGCAUGGCUUCCGCCCCAGGCCGCUGGGCAAGUGUCCUCCAUGACGGUGCUGCCAGACUUUGCGUCCAAACCUUUGUCAAGCAGCCUGGAAACUGCAGAGGAGAAAGAACUCUACGCACGGCAACUGGACGAGUGGCUUGCAGUGGCUUGGAAAGAGCAUGCUUCAGCAAAGCCUGUGGGGGAUCCAGCAGCUGCACGACGUCCGAACCAACACUGGCUGCUGGCCUUGGAGCACGGUCUGCAGGCAUGUACUGGCCUGUCCUUCAAAGACUUCCUUCCCCUUAGACGCCCCAGGAGCCUGAAAGAGCACGAGCGAAGGUAUCGUGCUAAACUGCAAGUGGAGGGACAGCUCGUUGAAAGGUGUGCCAUGUACAACGAGCAGACCAAAAAAACAGAGCUUGAGUUUCCUCUUGAGAGGACUGCAGAUGGGAAGCCGCAGUACAAGCCGUCGCUGGUCAUUUGCAUUGAUCAAGGCUCGGUUGGAUGGCCAGCAGUGCAGUUUUUGUUCCAGCACUGCGGGUUGUGUGGCUACUACGCUCACGAUCCCUGGCACAGAUGCUGGAAUGAUCUUCGUGCCAGCAUGGUGGAGGCCAAUUUUUGGCCAGUGAUUCGCGAGAUGACUGUGUGCAUGAACGUUCGCAGUGGACCCUUCGAGAAGGCUGCUUUCUUUGGACAGAUGCAGGACAGCAUGGACGACCUGCAGAAGUUCAGCGACUUCAACAAUCCUUUCUUCCUCCAUUGCUACCCAGGCAUCGUCGCCGAGCGUGGCCUCAGCGGGGACUUGGAGGUAGGAACAGCAGCGCACAUGGCAAAACUUUUUGCGGAAUUGUGUCACGAUGCAUCUGUAGAGAGAAAGGGCGAAGCAGUGAAGUGGGCACGGUGGGGAAGCUUUUGGGACGCGGGAAUGGAAUUCCGAAAGAACUGGCACUGCCGGCUGAUGACCCUUCUGCACUUCGGCUGGCGCGCAGGCUGGUGGCCAAGCGUACAGGACAGCCCAUUGCUGGAAGUCAGUCCUGAGGACCUGGCGCUUGCUGGCUUGGUGACACGCGAGGGCCAGGCUUCCGGACAAGAUGCCGGUGGCUCAAGCAGCAAAUCUGUCAAAAAUUCCAAUGAGCAGAUACAGCAUCUGAGGCAGAAGUGUCGCAAUGGCUUGGAGCUUGCAACCAUCAUCAUGGCCAACCAGACCACAGAGCGUAUGUUCAACAUGGUGCUAGAGGUGGGCAGUCCUGUGAGAGCGUGGUUGGGGCAAUCCAUGGCCAGAAUGCAGAAGGGACCGGACGGGCCCUUCACCGAGACCCUCGCCUACUCUUGCAACGUGCCCCAACAAGUUCUUGCAGAAGUCUGGCAGACACUUCGCAGCCGCGAUGCACUGCAGCGCUGCGGUUUCGAGCCUGAGCAUGAUGAGGAAGCACUUGCCAGAGCGCUGGACGAAGAGGACGAGCUGGCUGCUCGCAUGGUGCUGCUUGCUCAAGCAGUCACUGGGCAGCGUGCGUACAGCAUGGCCGAGUACACCGAUUCGCCACCAUUUGUUUUUCUUCCACUCCUGCACGAUGACUUGUCGCAGAGAGACAAAGCCUUGAAGCGGCUGGAAGGCCUGUGGCAGCGUUUGAUGAGUGUGGAGAAGCUGGCGCUUGCCGACACAUGGUUUCUUUCCUUCAAAAAGAGCUUGACCUGGGCUGCUUUACCAAGCAUCCGGGGUGUCUUCAUUACCCUAGAAGAACAUCGGUGGACAGUGCCUGAGUUUUUGAGCCAGCACCUGCAAACACUGUUUUCCGGCUUGCUACACACGAAGACCGUGGAGGAGUGCUUCAACGAGUUGUCUGAUGAUGGUCGGAAGGUCAAGUCUGCCAAAGUAGAGAAGCUUCACAUGUGGCAGACUCUUGUGAGAGGGGAGCUGCUGCAUGGGCUUGGCUACAGUCCUCCACCCACAAGCCCCGCCAUUGAGCAGGAUGCUCCCAAAAAGCUCCCUCCGACUUUGUUCAAAGGCACAGACGCGUCCAAGUUCAGUCUUGGUGGCAAAGCUGGCCUGCAGGAGAUGGCCUGCGAGGAUGACUGGGCCUCCUUGAACCCCAAUGCUCACAGCCUGGUUGCCUGGGCGACAAAAGCCAUGGAAACCUUCGCAGAUCCAGCCGACUUGAAAGUCUGCUGGGUGUCGUUGCUGGCACAGCCGGGCACUGUGUUGUGGUCAUCGCGAGCUCCUGCUGACGCAGUGUUCGUUUUGAAAGCAACUUCUUGGGGCGUCCUGGGCUGGAGAGUCAUUGCCGAAAGAGCCGGCGGUACACAGAAUUUCAAAUUCUUUUCCUUGAAGCUUGACGGCCAAGACAAUCUCAGACAUGUGCUUAUCACUACGCCUAACGGGUGGAGCUCGGCCAAAAUCAAUGUUCGCUCGCCGCUGCAUGUGAGAAGCAAGAAAAUGUCGCCAGCCGCGCCAAGCGGAAUACUCUUGCAGCUGGGCUCCACCGAGACGCUCCUUCAAAGUGCCAGCAAGGCCGGUUUCAAAGGCCUCACAGUAUUCCAUUUAGGAAAGCUGUUUACAAAACUGGGUGUGCAGUCCUCCGGGAAGAAACCUACUCUCCUGGCGGAUUUGCUGAUGGCACUUACGAAGCAUGUUUGGCCUCGGGCCUCUGAGGCCGAUCUGCGAGCGUACUGUGCACAGCGAGACACGACAAGCAUCCGGAACUUAAGCAGCAUCAUCACCAGUAACGAGCACAAUCUGGACCUCGCUGCAGAGUUCAUGGAUGACGACGAUGCCGAAAAGUGCAAGGAGGAGAAGCGCAAGACAAAGCAGUGCAAAGUUCCAGCAGAGCAGCCGCACGAAACCGCUCCUUUGGCUUCGUUACUAGCGCCAGCAACGCCGAAGGCAGCAUGUGCCAAGAGUGCUUCCAGCAAGCAAGCCACCAGUACUCGGAAACAGCAGCUCGCUAUCGACUGGAAAGCUUUCGAAGCCUCUGAUGUUCGGAAGUGGAUUCCUGAUCUUCCUAAGAUUACAGUGGCCAGGGAGCUCAAGCUGGCUAAGAGAUGGCGGGUGACAUACCCUCGACAGUCGGAAGGGCCGAAAAGCUUUUCCAUGGUGUAUCACGACCAGCAAUCAGAAGAGUACUCUGUCAAGCAGUGUUUGUUGUGGCUUUGGCGGUUGCAUGAGCAGGAGACCGGAAGCACUUGCCCGUAUGAGCUGUGA
Messenger RNA from Symbiodinium sp. CCMP2456, 4245 nucleotides. The record is from the annotation of a GenBank genome assembly. Lineage: Eukaryota; Dinophyceae; Suessiales; Symbiodiniaceae.